Medicago truncatula (barrel medic) is the source of this 2144-nucleotide messenger RNA. RefSeq lists its product as uncharacterized. The transcript is spliced from 8 exons. The record is from RefSeq and is a predicted model, not a curated record. Lineage: Eukaryota; Viridiplantae; Streptophyta; Magnoliopsida; Fabales; Fabaceae. The coding region runs from base 1195 to 1923 and encodes 242 amino acids.
CCCUGUCCAUUGGGGGCCCAUUGCCAUCCCUAGCAAUCACACUAAUAACUAGCGAACAAAGGGAAAACAGAAAGAUUGACUUCUAAUAAACUCAUCUCAUUCAGAUGUGCCUUUCUUUCCUUUGCCUUUUGUUUCUCUGUUUUGUAACCCAUCUGAGUCUGAGUUCUCUUUGCUCCAAUUUCAUUUAUUGUUUUUUCCCUCAAUAUUUCUUCCUUCUUUUCACUUAAAUCAUAUCACAUAUACAUCUUAUAACUAUUAAUUUUAUGAAAUUUAAUCUUAUGCUUGAUGAAUCAAUGAAGCCAAUUCCGAUUGAAGCUGCUAAUGGGGGCCGAUGCCAACUCAUCAUCUGUAACAAACUCCACGAAGUAGUUAGUUACACCAGUGGGAUAUAUAAAGUUCUCAGUUCCCUCUUCUUCAACAUUCAUCGUGAAACCUUCAAGCAUUGCUUUCUCUCAUCCAAGAAACGGUUUCAGUGUUUUCAUUUUCUGGUAACAUUCAUUAUCGCUAUUUGCUUUUCGUUUUCAUGACUCCUUAUUGAUGAUGAUGAAUCUUUACGGUAACAUUCAUCAUCAUUAUUUCGUUUUAUGAAUGCUUGUUCAUGAUGCUGAUGAAUCUUCCUUCGUUCCAUUUCAGGUUUUAGGCAUUUUUCAUCUUUACGGUAACAUCGUUUAUUUCGUUUUCGUAUCAUUAUUUCGUUUUCAUGAAUGCUUGUUCAUGAUGCUGAUGAAUCUUCCUUCGUUCGAUUUCAGGUCUUAGGCAUUUUUCAUCUUUACGGACUGUCAACUAUGGAGGGAAGUUCUAAAGGUAAUGAUGCCCCGGGAAAACCUAUUCUCACUAGGAAACGUAGUGCAAGAAAACCCAAAACUACUCUUAUAGAUCCAGUUGCUGGUGGAACUGAACCUGUCAAGAUUUCAAUUGACUCCGGUACUGGGGCUUUGAAUGUUGAUGCUGCUAGUCAGCCGAAAAGUAGGAACAGAAAUGUUACUUUCAAGGAGGGAGGAAGUAGUAGACCAGGGAAGUCACAUGUCCAGGACACUGCAGAAAAUGCAGGAAAUAAACCCCAAGAGGAGGAGGAGAUGCUGCGUGAUUCACUGGUUUUGGUUGAUCCUUUCACUGAAGAGCAGGAGCUGCACCUUAGAGAGGCUGCUAUUGAAUUGAAUUUUAACUGGCAGAAGAUCAAGAAGUCUAAAAAAUAUGCUAAUUUUUUUUUUUAAAUUCACAUCUGAGAUGCUUGGGGUUAAGUAUAUGCAGUUGGUCGAAAAAGAUAAUGAAGAUUCGAAGAAGUCAAAUCCUGGAAGUCCUAGAAAAGAGAAUGCACCUGAAAUUUCUGAUGGUGGCUCAAGCAGUAAGACUCUAACAGAUGAUGGUUCUGUUCAACUGAGAAGAAGUGCAAGAAUAAGCACCUCCAAGAAGGGAAGUGGAGUUGUCACUCCUAAGGGAGCUAAGGGAAGUCGAGUUGUCACUGUUAAGGGAGUUAAGGGAAGUGGAGGCAACAAAGGUAAAAAUCCCAUAGAUUCUAAUUCUAUACCUUGGACUACGGCUGAAGAAGACCAAUUGAGAAUUGCUGCUCUAGAAUACAACUUUGGCUGGGCAGCAAUUAUGAAGUCUGAAAAGUAUUCUAAAGUUUUCAAACAUCGAAAUGUUGAUUUGAUUAGGAUUAAGUGUAUUCAGUUGUUGAAAAAGGACGCCAAGUUGGCAAAGGUGUCUGACAAGAAUAAGCCAUACUUCUUUGUUGGACAAAGCUCCACUAUGAAUAAUUCUGAUGGCUCAGCUGUUAACCCCGUGCUAAAUGCUAUGCUGGAUGGUAACGAACUGAUGAGGAAGAUUCUGAGUAAAGUUACUAUUGCAGUUGAUAUCUUACAAGAGAAGAAGAAAGAGAAGGAAAAGAAAAAGCAGCAGGAGCGAUGUUUCUUACACAAAUAACUCAACUUUACUGUUUCAAUCUGGAGCAUAUUGUCAUUGCAAACUCUGUGUGAUAAUUUUGGUAAAUUGAUACUUAGUACUGUUUGUAAUAAUCUUUUUACUGUGUCCUUGUGCAUUCAAUGCAAUUGUGUCAUUGUGCAGUCAAGUAAUAAUUCUUGAUGGUAACUGAUUUGUACUGUUUGAGGAUAAAUAAAUAACUAUGUCAUUGUGCUGUCAACCAA